Styela clava is the source of this 2917-nucleotide messenger RNA. Its product is annotated as 1-acyl-sn-glycerol-3-phosphate acyltransferase epsilon-like. Lineage: Eukaryota; Metazoa; Chordata; Ascidiacea; Stolidobranchia; Styelidae. The record is from RefSeq and is a predicted model, not a curated record. Gene Ontology annotation, biological process: phosphatidylinositol acyl-chain remodeling. Gene Ontology annotation, cellular component: endoplasmic reticulum; mitochondrion; endomembrane system. Gene Ontology annotation, molecular function: acyltransferase activity.
UCUAAUUUCAACUGUUAUGAUAUAUUUUUAGAUUCAUGAAAUUGUUUAAUAAAUUUUAUCAGUGGCAAUACCUUAUCUUACAAAAUGCUAUUAACAGCAUUGGCGCACUUGAAUAAUUUGCGCCCUAUUGUGCCAACGGCUGCAUUAGUUGCUGUUUCACCAACGAUUUUCAUUGUGCACUCAUCCUGGCGACUUGUGUCAACUGUAUUACCAAGAAAUAUGUUUUAUCCAGUUGAGGAUGCUAUUUGGGGGUGGUAUCAAAAAUUUGUUGUGUUCGUGUUUGAGGCAUGUACUGGCGUGGAAAUUAUUGUAAAAGGUGACAUACCUGACAAAAUUGAAAAUGUUUUAAUGAUAUGCAACCAUCAGACUGCAAUGGAUUGGAUUGUUGCAGACUUUAUAGCACUUCGUCAAGGUAUGAUCGGACAUAUGCGAUUUGUAUUCAAAAACAUUCUCAAAUAUUUCCCCCUUUAUGGAUACGUGUGGGGUGUGCAUGGAGGUAUAUUUGUUAGGAGAGAUGGCACUUAUAACGCAAUGAAGAUGAAAAAAACUUUGAAAAUGCUCAUGGAUAGGAAAGUCCCAUUAUAUUUAGUGAUAUAUCCAGAAGGUACAAGAUUUUGUCCUGGCAAGACAUCUCUUCUAGAAAAGAGUCGAGCGUAUGCUUCUGAAAAUCGACUCGAGCCGUUAAACAAUGUUUUGACACCUAGGAUUAAAGCUUUUCAUUGUGCAAUAUCAACACUUGGUGAUUACUUGGACGCAGUGUAUGAUGCUACAUUCAUAUAUGAAUUCAAAGGUGAAGAAUCAAGUGAAAGAAUUCGACACAUAGCUCCAUCCAUGUGGGAUUUCCUUGCUGGAAAAUGCAGCAGAGUGUUUAUACAAUUCAAUAGAAUACCUGCAUCUGAGGUACCCGUUGUAGAUGGAAUGGAAAGCCCAACUUUUCAGUGGCUCCACAUGCGAUUUAAAUUGAAGGAUAAUUUGUUAAAGCGUUAUUACAGCUUUGAUAAUAACAAUAUCACGGAUGCAGAUUCAAAAGCAGAAUUGAAAAAUAGAAUUCUACAAGUGUCUGAUAUGGGACGUGUUUCACCAAUCGGUAAUACCAUUGCUGCUUCGGUAUCUUUAGUUGGAUUGACCCUCUUGCUUCUGAGUUCUCAUACGGGAAGAAUGGUAUAUGCAACAACCGCUGCAGCGGGAACUGUAUUUGGUUUAGUUUAUGCACAUUUAAUGUUUUAAAUUGCAUUAGUAGGAGACUACUAAAUUCUCAGAAUUGUAUAUAUUGCUAUGCACACACUAACUAAGUUCAUGCACACAUGGAAUUUAAUAAUUUUUUGCAGUACUGAAUUAUUUUAUGAGCCCUCGAAAGUUGUUCAAUUUAGCGUUACAGAACAGUGAUAGUUUACCCCUUGAUUUCAUGUCAUGGUCUCAAAUAUAUAAUUCGUAAAUUGUGGCUGUUGAAAAAGAAUUUUCCAUUAAUCAUAGUUCACUUAAUUAUCUCACUUUUUAUUACUUACAUAUUACUACCUAUUGCAUUCAUUGGGUUCAUGCCACAUGUUAUCUAUAUCCUAAUUCUCUUGUUGAUAGUUAGGUCAUUCUGUUAGUUAAAUUUUCAGACAAAUCAACCUAAAUUACUUCACAUUAACACGAAUGUAUUUCUGUCACGUUUCCAGUACUGUUGGACUUCAUCAGGCAAGCAAUUUUCAGCUGGGAAUAAUGUAGAAUAUUGGGAAAUGGCUGUCUGAACAAGUCUGACGAAACGUUAGCGAAAUACAUUUUUGUUAGUGUGCAGCAAGACUCUUGAAUCAAAUAGAAUAGUCAUCCUAAUUCAGCAUCUCUGUUACACGCAUACAUAUCCACGAAAUUGGGGGAUAAUGCAAUUCUCUCCUAUCAAUAGAAGCUGUAUUCGAUUCGGUUUUCGCAUUAUUAUUUCCCCCAUAUUUGUGUUUAUUAUAAAAUAUAUGGUGCCAAAACUGCAUCAGUGUAAUUUAGUAUUCUUGUCAGCUACGGUAUUUUUUGAUGCACCAGUACUGUAUGUCGCAAUGAUUUAAUAGGCCUAUUAUAUAUGCUUAUUCGCACACAUAUUUGAUGUUUUUUUUUUCAACUGAUAUCAAAGACAUCAAUUUAUGGAAAAACUGGAGAAUAAUUGUUUAACAAAUAUUUUUUUACUUUAUCAAGCCAUUCUCAUUGUUUGUCAUACACCCAACACCCUAAUAUACAAUUUUUUUUAUAUCAAGAUAUUUACAUCAAAAAUCGAUUUCCAAGUACUUUGAAGGCAAAUUUUUUAUAUCAUCCAUUCUGAUAUCAAGUUUUAUCAGAACUCCAUUUUUUGUCAGUAUAUGUCAGUGGGUCUUAGUUUUCAAUAUGGUAUAUUUUAUGAAUAGUUAGUUUGUCAGUGUGCAUCCUUGUUCAUGGCUGUGAAUACUUUGAUAUUUAAUCGAGAUGUAAAGUGACCAAAAAAGUUCAGUUUUUUUUGCCAUAUUUAAGAUUUUAUAUUGUUGUAUCGUAUGAUAUAUCUGUUGUAGUACUUAUGUUACUAGUGUGUGUCGAAAAUUGAAAUGUGGAAUUAGUAUAAUAUAUAACUUUAAUUUGGAUUGUCUUCAUUCAAGAUUCGCUUCUGUAUAAAAUUGUUCAUGUGCUUCAAAUGUUUUAUAACAAAUACUGAUAAUUGCUUGUUUUGUUUUUUAUCCAUGCUUUCAUAUUUUUUAUACACUGUAUGGUAGUUGUUUUUGUGUGUAUUGCAAGUGUGUAUCAGAUGGAUGAAUAAAAUGAAUUGGAAUUACCACAGUAUAUAUUAGUAUUGCAGUUAAAUAGCGUUGUCGUCUCUCUUUAUUUUUGAGUGUUGGCAUGGAUAGGUACAUGAUCACCAGACUGCAUUUUAAUAUUUAAAGAUAAGCAUUUUUUGUUUAUGCACUCCUGCAACUUUUAG